Molecule: messenger RNA, 1506 nt
Organism: Talaromyces amestolkiae
Lineage: Eukaryota; Fungi; Ascomycota; Eurotiomycetes; Eurotiales; Trichocomaceae
Exons: 4
Coding region: 1-1506 (501 amino acids)
Source: RefSeq, a predicted model, not a curated record
AUGUCAGCCGCACCAGCCACGUCCCUACCGCACCGCACUGCGACCACCCACAGCAUUGCUACAACCUCCACGAGCGAUGAUGAAGGCGUUGUCGGCGAGGAUACCAGCGAGACAGCGCGCCUGCUACUCGAGCGCCUGCAGGCAUGGAAGCACAUGUGCGGAUAUCUAGAAGACUACAUCGAUGCCACGGCCAAGAUGCACAAGUCCCAGGCCAAGGACUAUGAGAAAGUGCUCAAGGCUAUUAACAACCCUCUCCGAGAGGGUCAUCAUUUCGAUCAAGGCUUGGAAGGUGUUGCAGGAUUGUUUGAGGUGAUGCGCAACAACACACGGGGAACAUCAAACAUGUAUAUCGAACUCGACAAGAACCUCAAAGGUCAAGUCCUGCCCAUCCUUGAAAGACUUCACAAGGAAAUCAAGAACAAAUCCAAAGAGCUCAAGACCGGCGCCAGCAAAGGAGGAAAGGCUGUCGACAAGGCCCGUAGCGUCACACAGAAACACAUCGAAUUGCUCGGCCAGCAUGCUGCUGCGUAUAGUUCGGCAUCCAAUAACAAAAUCGAGCCACAACAUGACCCUUAUAUCCUGCGCCGUGGUAUCAACCACCGAUUGAACAAGCAGGUUAUUGAGGAGAAUAACAGCCGCAAUGAUACUAUUGCAGUGCAAAACUCAUUCUCUUCAUUCGAGACCCAUGUCAUUCAGACUGUGCAGCUCGCUUUGAACACCUUCUUCCAGUUCAUGGGCGGUCAAUUGGAUCAGCAACGAGCCUUGUACGGCGACAUUAUUCAAAACGCACAAAAGAUUCCCACUGAUUACGAAUGGAAUCUCUUCGUUAAGCGCAACGACGGUAUCUUGAUUGACCCUGAGGCACCUCCUCGAUCUUUCAGCAACAUCUCCUUUCCCAACCAGGAACACGCUUCUACAAAGCCUCUGAUCGAAGGCACCUUGGAGCGCAAAUCUCGCGCAAUUAUCAAGGGCUUCAGCACCGGCUAUUUCGUAGUCACUCCUGCUCGUUACUUGCACGAGUUCAAGGAUAACGACGAUUUCACCAAGGAUCCUACUCCUGAGUUGUCUCUCUACCUCCCUGACUGCGUCAUCGGCGCUAUUGACGGUGUAAAGUUCCACGUCAAGGGCAAAGACAUCUCUAACGGCAAGGUCGGAAACGCCUUUUCGACUACCAGCGAGUUUCAAUUCAAGGCUCACACUCCCAACGACGCCGAGAAAUGGUGGAGAGUUAUCAAGGACGCAACUGCGGCUGUGGCGCCGGUUUCGUCGCCUGUGACUGAGACUGUGCCUCCUAUCAAUACCAAUGUUGGCAAUGGUAGUGCUACUGCUACCCCAGUUUCCGGUACGCCUGCCGCCACGACMCCGGCCACAAGCCGCAAUGUCAGCGCUACUCAGCCUCCUAUCGAUAAAGAGGUUGAUGUUGCACCUGAGACUGCCGAUGUUACUUCAGGCGUGAAGCGCACCCCCAGCCAUUACCACACUUCUCCAGGCGGUACUGGAGUAUAA